AUGGGGUUGAUGCGUACUGAACCACAGUAUGAAAAAGUGGCCAUGACGAAUCUGCGGGUGAUUCAUGACUCCGUGAACGUGUUUCUUCAGCAGCUUUAUACCAAGAACCUGCGUCAAAACUAUAAGUACACAGGUCUGGCGCGUGUGCUAGAGUACAUGUGUAAUGAUCGCAUCCAUGCUGCUAGUCCAGCUAUGACAGACGCCCCGACGGUGCAGGCAGUGUCUCAGGGUAAUCGUUAUGCCAUGGAUGGCACUUUGGCUGCUCUUUAUAAUUUGCGUGUACAAAUAAAGAACCAGCGUAAGGAGAACAAGACGUCGCAGAAGGAUCUAUGA
Messenger RNA from Sphaeroforma arctica JP610, 333 nucleotides. RefSeq lists its product as hypothetical. Bases 1 to 333 code for a protein of 110 amino acids. Lineage: Eukaryota; Ichthyosporea; Ichthyophonida. The transcript has a single exon. The record is from RefSeq and is a predicted model, not a curated record.